Messenger RNA from Rhineura floridana, 5301 nucleotides. It is a transcript of the gene CRLF3, whose product is annotated as cytokine receptor like factor 3. Gene Ontology annotation, molecular function: protein binding. Lineage: Eukaryota; Metazoa; Chordata; Lepidosauria; Squamata; Rhineuridae. The transcript has 9 exons. The coding region runs from base 284 to 1600 and encodes 438 amino acids. The record is from RefSeq and is a predicted model, not a curated record.
UUGGUGUUUGGGGGGCCCUUCUCCUCUUAGGCACGCUUCAGCCCCUUAGGGAAACCUCGGCCGCCAUCUUGAUUGAUGGCAAACCGCAAAAACAGUGGAGAAAAAGAAAAAAAAGUGCAAGAAAGAGGGAGAGCGCAAGUUCUGAGAUCACGCCCUUUUCCUGCCCUUUCACGGCUGGAAACCCGGAUGUUGGGCUCUUCCGUGUGUGAGGCCGCUGCCAGUAGUAGGUCUAUCGCGGCCUGCCAUCCUCGUCGCUGAACGACGGUUAGCUGGCGACAGCGGAAUGGAACUGGAGACGGAGGCGUUGUUGCUGGAGGCUCGCGAGAGCAUCGAGGCGGCGCGUACCUAUCGCCGUGAGUUGCAACAGCGCCUGAAGGGGCUGCAUCUAGCCCGCCAGCAGAUCAAAGACAGUGCUGCGCUGACAAGGGAUGUGCUUGAACAGCAUUUUAAUGAUUUAAAAGGGACCUUGAGGAAGUUGCUGGAUGAGCGGCUAGUGUCCUUGCUGCAGGAAGUGGAUUCCAUAGAACAGGAAAGCAUCAAACCCUUGGAUGAGUGCCAGAAGCUAAUAGAACAUGGAGUUGGCACCGCUGAUGAACUCCUCCAGGAAGGAGAAAUGGUCAUCCAUGGUGUAACAGGGGCGGAUAGUGGCAAGCUUUGCAGUUUUACCAAAAAGGCGUUGCAUAUUCAGCUGGAUAGUUUGCCAGAAGUGCCGUCGUUGGUUGAUGUGCCUUGUUUAUCAGCUCAACUGGAUGACUCUCUCCUUACAAUAGUGAAAAGUCAGAUCUUUAACCAUGGAACAGUAGCAUCUCGACCACCAAUACAGAUAGAAGAGCUGAUUGAGAAGCCUGGAGGUAUCCUUGUGAAAUGGUGUAAGGUUGAUGACGACUUCAUACCACAAGACUACAGGCUUCAGUACUGCAAGAGUACGGCCAGUCACUUUGAAGAUGUGUAUGUCGGCUCAGACACAGAAUUCAUAGUACUUCAUAUUGAUCCCAAUGUCGAUUACCAGUUCAGGGUUUGUGCUCGAGGAGAUGGGCGUCAGGAAUGGAGCCCAUGGAGUGUUUCUCAGAUUGGUCGUUCUACAUUAGUGCCUCACGAAUGGGCAACUGGCUUUGAAGGCUACAGCUUGAGCAGCAGAAGAAACAUCGCACUUCGAAAUAAUUCGCAAGUGGGUGGGGUGCUGUACUCCAGGGCUCCAACCUACUAUUGUGGUCAGACAUUGACAUUCCGAAUUGAAACAGUUGGCCAGCCAGACAAAAAAGACAGUAUAGGAGUUUGUGUGGAGCAGCAGAACGGCUUUGAUUCUCUGCAGCGAGAUAAAGCAGUGUGUGUUGGCACAAAUGGUGCUGUUUUUGUAAAUGGAAAAGAGAUGACAAACCAGUUGCCUGCAGUUACUUCAGGAUCAGCUGUGACAUUUGACAUGGAAGCUGUGAAUUUAGGCCCUUCCAAUAAUAAUGAGGGGGGGAACUUCAAACUCAGAGUGACAAUUGGCUCCAACAACAGGGAAGUGGUCUUUGACUGGGUACUUGAUCAGUGCUGCGGUUCACUCUAUUUUGGGUGUUCGUUCUCCUAUCCAGGCUGGAAAGUGCUGGUGUUUUAACUUUUUUUUCACCUCUGAAGCAGUGAUUGUUUUAAAAUGUAUCAUUCUUCACAUGGUUGGACUCAGUGAUGCAAUCAUUUGCUAAUGCAGGCUUUUUUAUUACACUGAUGUGAGUCUGUGCCAGGAGUAAGCCUCUUAACACAACCUGUCUAUGUGAUAAAUAUUACUUGAACUCCUGUUCUCUUUACUGGAUGCAAUUUAAAAUACUGAAGCGUUUAGAGUAAUAUGGUAAAAUAAGUAGGCUUCAUUGUUGCUAUCAAAUGUGUAUUAUUUUUUGAGGGAGAAAAAAAUCCAGAGUUGAUGUUACUGUGCUCCUGUCUCUGUGUGGUUAUGCUUACUGAACAGCCCUAAUUUUGCCUAAUAGCUGUUCUUUUGGCUCAGGAUUAAUGGACCAAAGUUAUAGGCAUGCUAUCCUAUUCAUCAUAAUAUGGUACUGAAACUAUAGCUGGGCAUGCUGUCAGCAGAUGCUUUAUUUUUUGUCAGUUUACCCUAUUUACUGCUGCAGAAUAGAGAAGUCAAAGCUGAAACAUUUGUUUUAACAUGCAGUACCUCAGUCUUAUCUCUACCUAUGUGCCUUGGUUUAAUUGAACAGUAUUGAAUAGGAUGGAGAAUAAGCUUUCGAAGGUGGCCAUGCAGUGCCCAGUUAAGUGCCACUAAAUGACUGGCAUUUAAAUUGAGCUCCAUAUUUAAAUGAUGCUUUAUUACCUUUUGCUUCAGAAUCACUGUAGAAAGUCUCACAGGAAGUGCCUCUACCACGGUAACGGUGCGUGAUCACAAAAAAUUCUGCAGUAGGGGUUGCCAGCCUGUAGGCCAGAUCCAGCCCAUGAAGCCACUUCCAAUGGCCUGCAAGAUCAGGCAACCCUUCUUACCUUCGAAAAAGGUCUCUUCUCCCUCUGACAUAGCACUAUUGCAAGAAGGUCUUAAAGGCUCAGUAACUGGGAAGGAGCCCUUCUUCCUGUUCCCUGAGCUCUUUCUUGCAAGAAGGGACUUUUCCAAGGUAAAAAGGGUUUUCCAUCUCAUGGCAGCUGUGGGUUAGGAGGAAAGGAACCCACCCCUUCUGCCGAUCAGCCAACGGGAAGGGGCCGUCUGAGUGUUAUAUGGAUGGUGAACAUGUUGGCCACUUUUGGCAUGUGGUUUUUAGUGGGUUGAUCAACCCUCAGUGUGGCCCGUGGGCCAAAAAAAGUGAACCACCCCCAUUCUGUAGGGAUUUUCUCUAAGAAGGUUUCAUAUAACUUCUGAACAUUUCUGUGGGAAUCCACAGCUAUUGGCAGUCAAAAUUAACCCGAUUUCUACAUUGUUUCUUACCCAUGUGUGAGUUCAAAGAAUAACUUGGCAGUAACAUAGUGGGGUGAAGGUAGUGUAGUAUGUGAAUGAUGCUAAAGCAGAAAAAGGAACCUGUAAGUGCACCAUCCAUUAUGGAUUUUAAUAUUUUGCUGACUUAACAAAGUCAGUGCACAGACAGGAUAGUGAUAUUAAACAGGGAAUAACUGCUAUGUAGCACAUGUAUGCCGCUUAUGUAUCCAAGGCCUAAAUUACAGGGAGAUGUAACCCAUACAAGUGAAACACGUCAUUUUGAAGAGGGUUUCACUUCUUGUUUAAAAUAUAGUCCAAAUCAUGAGUGCCCCUUCUCACAAUGGGUACCCCUGCCCAUCCCAGUUUUUGUAGUAGUUAUGCUGCACCAGAAAGGUCUCAUUAACUAUUACUUUUUAGCCAGGUCUUGUCCUAAACGGUAGUUGUUCUUCACCAGCAAGACUCUGUUUACCACACCAUCCUGUGGGGAUUAGCAAGGUAAGAAGUUGCUGAUUAAGAACAAGAAAGCACCUUGCUAUAUAUCCCGGCUGUCUUCAUGCUGCACUGAUGCUGAGAGCUCCAGUGCUGGCAUAGGACAUCCAGACACCCCUAAAUUGGGGCACAAGGGGAUGGCUUACCUCUUCUCUGAAAAAGCCCAUUGCUGCACCACAUAAGGGCAUCUUUCCUGAAGCCUGAAACAGCAAUAAUGGUAGCUUCUUUGGUUCAAGAAGUAUAACUUGGUACUCUGGACACAAUCCUGUAGCUCAGGAGUAGGGAACCUCUGGCUCUCCAGAUAUUGGUGAACCACAGCUUCCAUCUGCUCUAGCAAGCAAGGACUGAUGGGAGUUGUAGUCCAGCAGUAUCUGAAGAGUCACAGGUUUCUUCCCACACCCCUUGGUCUCAAGCUGUUCAGUAGAAAGCUGGGGUUUUGUUGUGGCCUUUGGAUUUGCUUGAGCCACAUAAAACCAUUUUUUUCCCUUUGAAAUUGAGCCGUUUACCAAAAUAUUCUUUUGCACUUGGACAAUAAGCUUACCUUAGUCUUUUCAUAUUAACACUGGUGGAGAAUUAGAGGCUUCUUCCUAAAAGAAGGCCCCAGGCUGUGGUCUGAAGGCACAUGAGCCAGCACCCUGUUGAAGCUAAGCAGGGUCAGGUCUGGUCAGUGCCUGGAUGGGAGACCGCCUGGGAACCAUAUGUAAGCCGCCUUGGGUUUCUAUCAUGAAAAGAAAGGCGGGGUAUAAAUGUAAUAAAUAAAUAAAAGUUCUAACCAAAUACCAGUGGGUUUUCUGUGUUGCUGUUGAUCUUUGCAAAUACGUACUUGAAAUAGAGAGUAAAACAAGUAUAUAAAAUGUUAUGUUAAUUGCCACUGUCAUGCCAGAAUUUACUCUUCGUUUCUCCCCCCCCCCCCCCGCAAAACUGCUUGUGUAUGUUCCUUAAUGGUCCACAGGUGUUGGAGAAGGAGAAAUCCUGUUGUAUGAGCAGGCAGACUCUAGAUGCCACCCUAAUGUUACAUAGGGGCCAAUUCACAUUCAGCUCUGGAGGGUGGGAAUGUUAGAUAAAUGAACCAGCACUUGUAAAUGUAUCUUUGAGUAAAAGGAUACCCUGCCCAAUUAUCUGGCUGCCCUCCCUCAAUGGCAGGCACAGAGAACCUGUGGUCUUCCAGAUGUUGUUGGACUACAGUUCCCAUUAUUCCAGACCAUUGGCUAUGCUGGAAGGGGGUUGAUGGGAACUGGAGUCAAACAACACCACAUGUGUAAAGUACAUGGUUCAUAUAAAACCUUUUACACUGAGGGGUGGAGAGCAGGAGGCCAAGUCUCACUUUCAGUAUCCCACUGUGUGAGAGAUGCACAGUCUAGGUCUGUCUGUAAAAGAAGGCUUCACCACUCCUACAACAGUAAAGUAGGAUCUUUUCUUUAGAAUGUACUUUUCAACCCUAUUUUCCCAAAUGAGGAAGAGAACAAAGUACAAGCGAGCCACCGGACCCAUGGUUAAGGUUUUGCCAUUUCUAAUAUUCUUCUUUAAACACUUUUCUACCAUUGGCUGACUCCUCACAUCUGGAAAAAAUGGGGGAGAGAAAGUAUGUGUGAGAAAGUUGUACUAGGAAACAGUAGGGCUAUCCAGAGUCAUGGCUUGAAGCUGUUACAAAUAAAGCUGAUAUGAGGACCAAAAGGGUUAAUGGGAUGUAGGGGAACCUGGACAUUUAUGUGAUAAAAUGCCUGGCUAGUAAUCUGUAUUUUUUCAUACUUAAUACCUAAAAGUAUUUGGUCUCUUGAAAGAGACAUUACCCCAUACAGUGUCACCAAGCUAACAGUACUUGGAGGCAUAAUUGGGAUAGGAAUGUGUUUUAGAAAACUUGUAUCUAUUUACCUCAGCAUACUUUGUAUUAUGACUUUUUAAUAAAAGUUUGUCCAUCU